UAAUUCAACUCUUACAAAACCAAAACAUUCACCAAUUCUAUUCAUAUCUUCUUCUUCACCAUUUUUCUAUCUGCCUCUCAAAACAAUGAUCGAUAUGUUUCUAUCCUCCACAAAAUCUAUGUUCUAUAUAAUCAUCAUAUGGAUGCUUUUUGUGAUCCCAUCUUGUGUUUUCUCAGCUAAUGAGCUUCACGGACUCUGCAGACAACCGUCUAGCUGCGGCAAUCUAAAUCUCUUGUAUCCUUUCUGGACAUCUGGCAGAGAAGACUGUGGCCACCCUGAGUUCAGAGUCAACUGUAGUGAUGGAAUCGCAGAGCUAAGCAUCACCGCCGUGAAGUAUAGAAUCUUAGAGGCGAACUAUGACUCUGGUGUCAUACGACUGGCAAGAUCGGAUUUUAUCGGUGGUCUUUGUCCUAAAGAUCUUCUUAAUGCGACCUUCGACGAAAGCAUUCUUCCACUUUCUCCUACCACUGAGUUUCUAACAAUCUAUCACAACUGCCGCCAAGCUUUUCCACAGUAUGUUUCUUCUUUUGUUGGAGAUCUUCCUUGUGGAGAUGGUGAUGCUGAUGAUGAUGACACAAUAAGUUACUAUGUGACAAGAAAUCUCUUGUCCCCUCAACUUGUCGGGAUUAGAAGUCAGUUAGAAGAGUUUGGGUCAUCUUGCACAAGCGUAAGUAUUCGUGUAUCAGCAGGGCCUUUGCUGAACACACUACAGAACAAUCGGACUCAAGAAAAUCUGCAGAAAGCUCUUGCAGAGGGUUUCCAGCUUGGACUUAACCAAGAAUGUUCGAGGUGCUUAGACUCUAAGGGUGCUUGUGGAUUUAAUCAAAACUCAGGUGGAUUUGUCUGUUAUUGUAUAGAUGAGCCAAAUAACCGUACUUGCAGUUCUAGAAAAAAGGGCAUCUCUUCUGGAGCACUAGCAGGCAUUGUGGUUGCUUGUGUAUUGCUGGUGGCCGUUCUUAUAGCCGUAGGUUUGUUCUGUCUCAUCACCCGGAGAAAGAAGAUACAUGCAGCUCAACACGUGAACAAAGGCUUGCCAAUAACGUCAUCUUCAAGCGUAGGAACAUCAAGCUAUCCAACUUCCACAACAAUCUCAAGCAGCAGCAAUCACUCUCUUCUCCCCUCAAUCUCUUACAUCACAAACGCAAGCACCUACUUUGGAGUUCAAGUUUUCACCUACGAAGAACUCGAGGAAGCCACUGAAAAUUUCUCUAGAGAGCUCGGAAACGGCGGGUUCGGUACAGUCUACUACGGCGUGUUGAAAGAUGGACGAUCUGUAGCAGUCAAACGACUAUACGAGAGGUCCCUAAAACGCGUUGAACAGUUCAAGAACGAGAUCGACAUCUUGAAAUCGUUGAAACAUACUAACCUCGUGAUUCUCUAUGGAUGCACGUCGAGACACAGCACAGAGCUUUUGCUCGUCUACGAGUAUAUCUCAAAUGGAACUCUUGCCGAUCAUCUUCACGGAGAUCGUGCUGAAGCUCGUCCUCUUUGUUGGCCAAUUCGUCUAAAUAUUGCCAUCGAAACCGCAAGUGCUUUAUCCUUCCUCCACAAAUCAGGGAUCAUACAUAGGGACGUAAAGACAACAAAUAUUCUUCUCGACGACAACUCCACGGUGAAAGUAGCUGAUUUCGGACUCUCACGGUUGUUUUCCACAGACCAAACUCACGUCUCCACGGCGCCGCAAGGCACUCCAGGAUAUGUAGAUCCGGAGUAUUACCAAUGCUACCGUCUAAACGAGAAGAGCGACGUUUACAGCUUCGGAGUCGUACUCGCUGAACUCAUCUCUUCCAAAGAAGCCGUCGAUAUCACAAGACAUCGCCACGAUAUCAACUUAGCCAACAUGGCAGUUUCCAAGAUCCAGAACAACGCGGUGCAUGAGCUCGUCGAUCCGAGUCUUGGAUUCGCGAAGGAUCCAGAAGUGAAGAGGAUGAUGGUAUCUGUGGCUGAGCUUGCGUUCCGAUGUUUGCAGCAGGAGAGGGAAGGUAGACCGUCGAUGGAAGAGAUAGUGGAGAUUCUGAAAGGGAUCAAGGGGGAGAACCGCGGGACGCAGCCACCGGAUGUGGUGGAUAUUGAGGUAAACGGAGAAAAUGACGUUGGAUUGUUGAGGCAUAGUGUUCCUCCGCCAGUUUCGCCGGAUACUGAUAAGUGGACUAGCAGCUCUGAUACGGCGGCGAGUUCAUUUUGAGAGAUUGUAUAAUUAGGCCUCCUCCCCUCGAUGUUAUGUAUUAUAUCGACUUCUUGUUUCUUGGGGGUCCAAAUUUGACUUCAUUAUUUAUUUAUUUAUUUACUCUUAUGUAUCAAAUGGACCUAUUAGUUUUAUGUUUUAACGGUUAGGAAGAUUUGUAUCUUUCUAUUUUACAAUGAACUCCUUCUGUACU
Molecule: messenger RNA, 2378 nt
Organism: Raphanus sativus (radish)
Lineage: Eukaryota; Viridiplantae; Streptophyta; Magnoliopsida; Brassicales; Brassicaceae
Product: LEAF RUST 10 DISEASE-RESISTANCE LOCUS RECEPTOR-LIKE PROTEIN KINASE-like 1.4
Exons: 5
Coding region: 86-2185 (699 amino acids)
Biological process (GO): protein phosphorylation
Molecular function (GO): ATP binding; polysaccharide binding; protein kinase activity
Source: RefSeq, a predicted model, not a curated record